Molecule: messenger RNA, 2552 nt
Organism: Amorphotheca resinae ATCC 22711
Lineage: Eukaryota; Fungi; Ascomycota; Leotiomycetes; Helotiales; Amorphothecaceae
Product: carbohydrate-binding module family 21 protein
Exons: 2
Coding region: 146-2374 (742 amino acids)
Biological process (GO): regulation of glycogen biosynthetic process
Cellular component (GO): protein phosphatase type 1 complex
Molecular function (GO): glycogen binding; protein phosphatase 1 binding
Source: RefSeq, a predicted model, not a curated record
CUGAAUCUAGUCAACACGAGUCCUCCGAAAUCUUCGAUGCCGCCUAGGAAACAAAGAUAAGCUUCUCGACCACCCCCAUCGUCGAAUAGCUUUCCGACCUCCCCCCUCGACAUCCAUCCCCCUCUUCUAUACAGGCUCCCACGGGAUGCCUUACACUCCUCCCUCCCAGCGAUCCCCAGCUGCCUCAGCAAACACAUCCCCCAACUCCAGCCGCCGAUCAUCAAUCCAGGCCACGCAGCCACUCGGCCUCAGCGUCGUCAGUAAAUCAGAGUUGCCGCGCUCGGCAUCAUACCUGACCCGACACCGCCGGACACCCUCCAGCAGGAGCCCUCUUUUUCCCUCUACCACCGAAUCCCCCCGGCCCGUCACUCCAGAUGAACAGAAGAAUGAGCCGAGCAGCCGCGCCGUCGUCCAGUCGCCCCCGCCGGUCACAGGCGAUGCGAAGAUGCCCGCGGGCGCCGUCAUCUCGCCCCCGGAUUCUGCCCUGAACUCGAGCGACGAUGAAGAGGCGAAGGUGAAGGUUUCCAGAGGUCGGAAGUUGGAGAACUUGGCAGAGCUCCAGGAGGCCAUCAGGGUAAUUGAGCAGCGGAGGUCCCCCUCCCCUGACCGGAUGCCGGAGCAAGGACCAGCACCCGCCCAAGGCCUGGCUUUGGCUGUGCCAGCCGCCCGUGAGGAGGAAAAGCCGACGGUUGUGCACGCCCAGCAGCCCGCGCCAAAGACCGUGCGGAAAUUGGGUCACAACCGGGCGAGUACCGAGGGCUCUGUUUUCCUCAAUUUACGGGGAUCUAACACCCCAAGCAGCCCGUCCGACGAGGCCAGUGACGAUGAAGAAUUCGAGGGGUCCGAGCGGAAGCCCCCCAUGCUCCGGAAGAAGUCAGGGGAGCUCGUCAGACCAGCCCUCCGGACCCCAUCGGCGCGGCGGCGCCCCUCAAGUAUGCCUGGCACUCCGUCCUUCUCCAAGGCGGUCCACUUCGACUCGAAUCUGGAGCAUAUCAGACACUUCCUCCAACUCGAUAGACCCCUGGCCGUCAGCGCUGGUUCGUCACCCGUCGAGGCCUAUGAUAGUGACGCCGAGUUUCCCUUUGACGAGUCCCCAAGAUCUCCACCUUUUGAGUGGGAGAUCAUCCUUUCCAACUUCCCAACCGAAUCUCCUAUUCGUCUGGCACAACCAGUCCGGGUCGAGAGGGUAUUCCUGUCCGGCGAUAACAAGACUCUAGUGGGGACCGUUUCUGUUGCAAACCUGGCCUUCCACAAGACCGUUGUCGCUCGUUUUACGCUGGACUACUGGAAGACGACGUCCGAGGUUGUUGCCGAGUACAACCACAAUGUUCGAGAGCCUAAGCAUUCCGAUGGUCGUGACCGGUUCAACUUUAACAUCAAGCUAGCUGACCUCGCGAACCUCGAAGCCAAGACGAUGUUCUUCUGCGUCAAGUACUGCGUCAAUGGCCAAGAAUACUGGGACAAUAACUCCUCGACCAACUUCCAGGUGGACUUCCGGAAGAAGUACAAGCCGCAGAAUGGGAAGAAGGGGUACCAGGGCGCUGCGUCCAGGCCCGUGACUGCAUUGCCGCGAAGCCACAGGAAGUCAACGUCGGUCACGGGGCAGAGGCCGAAGCCGAUCCAGGCCGCCUUCGAUGAUUUCGGUGAUGGCUUCGAUGAGAAGUACAGGCUGGGCAACUUAAAGAAGCCCGCUCACGAUUAUCUGGGCGAACCGAGUACCGCGGUCAGAUUAAAGGGUGUUAAGUCUGAUGUUGGCUUCGACCGACGAGUACCCCAAUCCAGUGCCCAAGCUUUCGGCAACCGAUAUGACUUCGGUGCGUCGCUCUCUGCUGCAAUCAACGCUGCCAAUUCAGUCAUGGGUGAACGUAGUGGCCUCCAGAUGAGGGGUGCCACGACAGCAAACUCAUCGAAGGAAGCUCCCGAUUCCGAUGAUUCUUCCUCGCCUCUCACCAUGGCGAGCCCCAAGUCCUUUGGAUCUCCUCCCUCGAAAGGGGUCGAUGUUCCUCGCCCUGGAGGCGAGAAGCCGGUCCUUGCAUCUCAGUCCUACAACGAAUUAUUGGACAAAUAUUGCUUCUUUGGAUCCGUGAAAUCCUCACCUCAACUCAAGGAGGGGACUUUACGAUCGGGACACUUUGAUGGCACCACUGAAACGGACUAUAUGAGUGGAUCCUCCGAGUCUACUGCCGAGAGCUCCCCGGUUAUCAUGGAGACGCGGGCCCCGCUUACGAGAACGCCGUCAUCUCAGAGUGUCAGGUCGAGCAGUCCGGCCCCGCUGACGGGCUUCGUGACGGGCACGCCUCCGAUGUACUCCCCCGUCCACAUGCGAGAGUUUCCAUUUCACGAGAGUCAUACAGCUACGGCAAUCCUAGGCUGAUGGCUGAUGGGGAGAUUUUACCUUUAAUACGGUUACAACGAUUCGUGUUCUUCGCCGAUGACACUCCUUGGUUUGUUCAAAGUGCUUGGCUGCCAAGGAAAUCAUCAAGGGCGGAGAUUGUGAGGUUAGGUUACCUCUUUACUGAGUGUGAUUCACCAUUGAUGUGAGAAUCAUCACC